CGCACGCCGGGACCGCCCACCUUCCCGCUGACAGCGAGGCUCUGGCUGGAGGGAAGUGGGUCCGCUCUCUGGUCGGUUGGGAACGAGGCUCUGCCGCCAGGCCCGCGCCGAGCCGUUGCCAUGGCAGCCGCCGCCGGGGGCGCGGAAGGCGAGUCGCGCUCAGGCCGCUCGAGCUCUGAUGGCGAGUGCGCGGUGGCGCCGGAGCCACUUACCGGCCCAGAGGGCCUCUUCUCCUUCGCAGACUUCGGAUCAGCGCUGGACGGCGGCGCCGGCCUCCCGGGCCGGGCAUCGGGCGGGGCGCAGUCCCCGCUGCGCUACCUGCAAGUCCUGUGGCAGCAGGACUCGGAGCCGCGCGAUGAGCUGCGCUGCAAGAUCCCCGCCGGCCGGCUGCGGCGCGCGGCCAGGCCCCACCGCCGGCUCGGGCCCACCGGCAAGGAGGUGCACGCUCUGAAGAGGCUGAGGGACUGCGCUAAUGCCAAUGAUGUGGAAACAGUGCAGCAGCUGCUGGAAGAUGGUGUAGAUCCCUGCGCAGCUGAUGACAAAGGCCGCACCGCGUUACACUUCGCCUCCUGCAAUGGCAAUGACCAGAUCGUGCAGCUACUCCUGGACCAUGGGGCAGAUCCCAACCAGCGGGAUGGUCUGGGGAACACACCUUUGCACCUGGCUGCCUGCACCAACCACGUCCCUGUCAUCACCACACUGCUACGAGGAGGGGCCCGGGUGGAUGCCCUGGACCGCGCUGGCCGCACGCCCUUGCACCUGGCCAAGUCCAAGCUGAACAUCCUGCAGGAGGGCCACUCCCAGUGCCUGGAGGCCGUGCGGCUGGAGGUGAAGCAAAUCAUCCAGAUGCUGAGGGAGUACCUGGAGCGCCUAGGGCGGCACGAGCAGCGAGAGCGGCUGGACGACCUCUGCACGCGCCUCCAGAUGACCAGCACCAGGGAGCAGGUAGACGAAGUGACCGACCUCCUCGCCAGCUUCACCUCCCUCAGCUUGCAGAUGCAGAACUUAGAGAAGAGGUAGCAAGAGCCUGCCGGCCUACACCCAGCCCCGUGCUCUCAUUGCCAUGAGAAAGCCAGCAGCCUGGAACUGUGGGGCUGCCUUUAUCUGGGGUGGGGGAGGCUGAUCCUCAGCCCCAGAUGCCAUGGAGCGGAGAUGCUCUCCCACUCACCUCACAGUGCUCCAGCCACAGCCUUCAGAGCCACGGCCUCCUUCUGCUCCCCGCCUCCCCCCCAGCGGCCACGCCUCAGCUCCGGCUGCCGUCACUCUCCUGGCAGGCUGUAUUUCUCCGUGACCUCCUGCUGGCACCUUCAGCACCCCCCAGAUUCUUCUUGGGCCUCUUUCCAGCCACGGGCAUGUGAAGCCACCUGGGUGUGGACUCAGAGUGGGCCUCUGGCCUGGGGGCUUCCAGGCUGGCUCUGCACCACGGAGCAGCACUAGAGUUAGACUCACCACAUACCAUUCAAGGAGAUUGCAGGUUCUCUUGCUGGGAGGGGAAGGCGGGUAAAGCCUAGUCCUCAGAAACAAGGUUAGGAAGCAUCCCACUGGAGUCAGCAGGGGUCCCCACCCUUGUUCUCCCAGCCAUUCAAAGGCCCAGAGGGCAGACCACUGCAGCCUAGUUGUAGUAAGUAGGCUGAGGAGUUAUCUGCAAGAUGUCCAGGGACCUGUGACUAUCACCUUGUGUGGCAGAGGGGACUUUGCUGGUAAUUACGUCUUUAAUUGAGGAGAUGCCCUGGCUCAUCCAGGCAGGAUGCUUUGCAGGAGGGAGCAGGGUAUCACAGAGGAAGUAGGAGACAAGUGAGGGAGGUGGGGAGGUGGAGCAGAUUGGGAAGGGAGUCACAUGCCAAGGUAGGUAGGCGUCCUCCAGGAGCUGGAAAGGACCAGGAAAUGGACUCUCACCCUGGACUUCUAGAAUGAGCCAGUCCUCUGUUCAUUUUACUCCAGCGAGACUGACUUUGGAAUUCUGACCAACAGACAUGUAAGAGAAUAAACGCGUGUUCUUUU
Erinaceus europaeus (western European hedgehog) is the source of this 2001-nucleotide messenger RNA. It is a transcript of the gene ANKRD54, whose product is annotated as ankyrin repeat domain 54. Gene Ontology annotation, biological process: regulation of intracellular signal transduction; regulation of protein kinase activity. Bases 121 to 1020 code for a protein of 299 amino acids. Gene Ontology annotation, molecular function: protein binding; protein kinase regulator activity. The transcript has 8 exons. The record is from RefSeq and is a predicted model, not a curated record. Gene Ontology annotation, cellular component: cytoplasm; nucleus. NCBI's taxonomy places the organism in Eukaryota, Metazoa, Chordata, Mammalia, Eulipotyphla, Erinaceidae.